AUGUCUCAUACGGCGGCGGCCCUGCCGUUUGGUACCAAAUCCAUCCGAAACUUGUCGGAUAUCGAAGACUAUCUUGAGGGGUUGAAUACCAAUGACCCGCGUGCCUUUACACCCUACUACUCAAAAGAUGCCAUUUUCAAAUGGAGUGGUCAGCCUGAGAAAACUGUUCACGAGUUUUUGGAUUGGGUCAUGAACGUGCAUGUUUCCGUGACCGAGGAACUAAGUCUCUGCAAAGCUAUUUUCAAUCAAGACGGCACCGUCAUCGCUGCUGAAAUUACCAUGCAAUUCCGAGGAAAUGGUAAUUUCCAGACAGACAAUUUUGUCGGGAAAUGGGGCCCAGUAUGGCCUGGACAUGGCCCGCUGGUGAAAGCUUACGUCUGGUAUACGUUGACCACGGAUGGGCAUAUCAUCGAGGCGAUCGAAGAUGCAUAUCUGAUGAAAGCUGCAAUGCCGCCAAGGACCAUCAAAUCACUGUUAUAA
This is a messenger RNA of Penicillium canescens, 480 nucleotides long. RefSeq lists its product as uncharacterized. Lineage: Eukaryota; Fungi; Ascomycota; Eurotiomycetes; Eurotiales; Aspergillaceae. The coding region runs from base 1 to 480 and encodes 159 amino acids. The transcript has 2 exons. The record is from RefSeq and is a predicted model, not a curated record.